AUGUCAUCGCCAACGAGACGGCAACCGCAAAGUGAUGGAUUAUACUCGCAUGUACAGUUUACAAAUCAAUAUUCACCACUGACAACAUCAACAAAACAUACAAAAGAAACAAAGAUUACUGGUAAACCAAUUACACCACGUGAGAAUACUUCCCACAACAGCAACAGCAACAUGAGGAAGAACAAUACUGAAAAUGUCAUUAAACCACACGAUCCACCUUUAUCUACCACACGUAAGUCGAUAUUGAACAUGAGUUCCAUUACUCGCUCAACAAGCCGACGAUUUGCAAGGAAUGGUCGCACUAGUAUUGGCUUACCACGGUCAUCCCCUUCCAAAUUGGAACGCAGUAGGCGAUACAUGGAGAUCUCACCAAAACGAAGAAGAACCCUGGGUUUCAACAAGGAAUCGGUUCUUGAACAGUUUACAGAGUCUGACAGAUUGAUAAAUAGCGUAAAUGGCACGAGACGUGUGAUGCAUUUGGACCAAUCUAGUGUUUCUGAAGUUGAGGAUUUGAGCUCACCAAUCCGAAAUAGGAAAAUGAGAGUGGAUGCAUCUGUCGGAUUAAACGAGAAGCAGAAUAAUGAUAAUAGUAAUAAUAAUAAUAAUAAUAAUAGUGCUGGUGGUGGUGGUGUAGUUGGCAUUGGUUUGACUAGGAUACCAAGUUUGAGAAAAGAGGAAGAAGAACAAGAAGAACAAAAAGAGCAACAUAAGGAAGGAAAACAAGGAGAGGAGAACCUAACAAGAAGUACAUCUCAGAAUGUUAUACGAAGUCAGUUUGAACUAUCACCAGCUGAGCUUAGUGAAGGUGCUAAACGCGCAAGGACCUACCCAAACCGCGAUAAUCAAAGAGCACAUACAUCAGGUCAAUCCACACACCUUUCAGAAGGAGAUGUUAAUGUUGAGGAUGGCGAUAUUGAGAAUGACGGCGAUAGUAGUGAUUUUGAAAUUCUCGAUGAUAAUUUAUACCUGAAGGAUCCAAGUCAAACAUUGAAUCACACCCAAUUAACCAAGAUCAUUAGAGACCUGCGUAAUUCAGGAGACAAAGAUUUAACGCCAAAUCGGCCUACUGAACCUGAUGCCCAUAGUCCGCAAUCUCACUCGCAUUCAAGAAUAUUGUCACAAUCACCAGAUAUCGCGAACUCAGUACUGGCACAAGAUACGAGUCCCUUGAAAAGCCAUCCAACUCAUGGUCAUCAAACACAUGACACUACAGCGUCUAUAACAUCAACAGCAGCAGCAUCCCGAAAACGUCAAUAUGACAAUGGUGAUGGUGAUGAUGAUGAUGUGGAUGAUGAUGUUGAUGGUGAUGAUGAUGAUGUGGAUGAUGAUGUUGAUGGUGAUGAUGAUGUUGAUGGUGAUGAUGAUGUUGAUGAUGAUGAUGAUGAUGUGGAUGAUGAUGUUGAUGGUGAUGAUGAUGAUGUGGAUGAUGAUGGUGACCAUAACAACAAUUAUAAUGGGAAUACCCGCGGGGAUGGAGAUGAAAAAGAGCAGGAAAGUGCUCGAUACUUGAACUCCCCCAAUUCUAGAGCAGUGUUUUCCACAAACUACGUUAAGAAAUUACAAGACUCACAUAAAGCAAGAUACGCUACGAUUGUCGAUAAGUUGGCAUUGAAGGAGAUGGAUUAUUUAAAAACACUUCAAACCAAUAAUGAAUUACAAGCAAAACUCUUGAUACUAGAACAAGAGGCAAGGGAGUUUGAUGAAACUCAAUUCAAUGUUCAAGAGUCCAAUGAGCAGAUGAAGAUUCAACUUCGAGAUGCAAACGAGAGAAUUAAGGAAUUGAACGAGUCCUUGGAUGGUAUUCAGAAUAAAGCUGCUCUUUUGCAACAACAAUUGGAGGAUGAAAGAGAGUAUACUCUGCAAAUGACGCAUACCAUGGCACGAUAUGAAGAGGACUAUAAAAUUGCUACAAAAGAAAAAGACAACAUUGAGCAAGAGUUGGUUACUUUAAGGAACAAGGAUAUAGAACGCAAUUUGGAAAUGGACCGACUCAUUGAUGAACGAGAAAGAUUAACAAAAGAGGUUUCAAAAGUACAAGAAGAACUCGAAUCAUUGAGAAUCGCCUACAAAAAAGUAGAAGCAAACGCAGAAGCAAGGGUAGAUGAACAUCAACAGAAACUCAAGUCUUUGCAAGAACAUUGCUCAGAAUAUGAAGAGAAACUCAAAGAACGCGACUUGGCUGUGUUUGAACUUCGUCAAAAGGAAAAGGAUUUGAGUCUGAAGUUGAAUGACCAAAAGGAAUUGGUAUCUAAGCUAGAAAGUAAUAUUGAAGACAUCAAAAAGACACACGCCCAAGACUUGACCGAAUUGAACAAUCAGCACGAGACAAGAGUUCAAUCGCUAGAAUUAAACAUAGCAAAGUUUUGCGACAAAGAAAAGCAAUAUGCAAAUGAUAUACAUGACUUGCAACUGAAGUUAAAAUCAGCAGAGCAAAAUAUUCAAAGUUUCACCAACCAAAAAUUGCAAUGGGAAAAAGUUGCCGAGCAAAACAAGGAAUUGGAAGCUCUUAAUAGUAAGCUCGAGAAGCAAAUCAAAGAAAGUUCAACAAACAAUUCAAUCAGUCUUGAAGAGAAGGAAAAAAUAAUUAAAAAACUUACUCAAGACCGUGAUAAUCUAAAUGAUGUAAAUUUGAAGCAUCAAAAUGAGAUUCAAAAACUUGAAAAAGAGAUUGAAGACAAAAUCAAGACAAAUGAUUCAUUGACCAAGAGUAAAGAGAUUCUUACAGCAGAUGUGUCACAUUUGCAACAGCAAAUUUCGGACCACAUUAAAAGUGAAGAGGCAAAGGAUCUGGAAUUGCAGAAUACUUUGAAAGACAAGAGGGUUUAUGAGGUUAAACUUGAAGAGUUGUUGUCAACAUUUGAGAAAUACAAGAGUCGAAUGGAUGCCGAAGAAGAAGAACUUUCCCGAGCUAGAGCUGAGAUUGAAGCACACGAGGCGAAACGCAAUGAGAUACUUGAAGCAUCUUCAAAACUUCGUUCCGAGAGGCAAGAGCUCUCAAAGAAAAUCGACAAUUUAACCGAGGUGAACUAUGACUUGCAACGAGAACUCGAGCAAGUGAAAACACUGUACGAAGACAAGAUUGCCAAUUUGUACAAAUCACUAUAUGACGAGUACCUGCAAAAGCAUAAACGGAAACUUCAAGAUUAUGAAGAAUAUUAUGAGAGCAAAUUGGCUACAAAGGAAAAAGAGUUGAGAACUUUAACUAGGGAUUUUGAGUUUGCCAAGAUGCAAAAUGAUAAAUUGAGACUGGAUAAUAACAAGUUGAUUGCUGAGAAGUGCGCCUCACCUGAAAAGCCUGCUGCAUCGAAUUAUGGAUCGAGGUAUAGUAGAGUUUAG
Molecule: messenger RNA, 3336 nt
Organism: Lodderomyces elongisporus
Lineage: Eukaryota; Fungi; Ascomycota; Pichiomycetes; Serinales; Debaryomycetaceae
Exons: 1
Coding region: 1-3336 (1111 amino acids)
Source: RefSeq, a predicted model, not a curated record